AUGUUGUCCCAACUAUUAUCACUACUAGUUCUUACACCUACAGUCCUAUGUCGGAAUUACUUUGAUGUGUCAGAUGGAGACAGCUACAUACUUAAUGCAAUACAAGAUGAAGACAAGGAGAUGAAGAUUGACAAUAUCUUGCGGAACCCUUUAAAGUAUAAAGAUUUCCCUCCUUUAGUUAGUUCGCCAAAACGAACAGAAAGGACCUUGGAACAAGGCCAUAUUCCGCAAUAUGUAAUAGACUAUGCGCCUUUGGUUCAUUUGUACAGUGAGGAAAGGUAUCUUCCUUAUGAUAUUGGGGAAUAUGUAACUAAUUUCCAUGUAACUUUUGAAAAUGGAUCAGUGUAUCCUGGUACUGAAGCAGACAUGAAUUUAGACAAGUUGUCCAAACUUAAGCAUUCUUGUGAUUUAUUUCUAACUUCUAAUUCCGAUUUUGAUAAAGAUCCCGAUUGGAUUACUGGGGUGAAAAAUAAACCAAGUUUAAUUAAUGGAGAAAUUAAAAAUGCUCCAGCAAUUUUAAUUGUUGUUGAUAAAGGGUUUGGUUGGGUCGAUGCAUACUGGUUCUAUUUUUAUUCAUUCAAUUUGGGUCCAUUUGUCAUGGGUCAGGGUCCAUAUGGAAAUCAUGUAGGAGAUUGGGAGCAUUCAUUGGUAAGAUUCUACAAGGGAGAACCAGUUAUUGUUUGGAUGUCAGCCCACGGUGGUGGUGGUGCAUUUUAUUAUCAUAACCUAGAAAAAUAUGCUCUUGAUCCAAGACAUCCAGUCAUUUUCAGUGCUAGGGGAACUCAUGCCAAUUAUCCUAGUGUUGGUCAACAUCCUCAUGAUUUACCCUAUGAUAUACUAAGUGAUUUCACUGAUCGUGGUCCUUUAUGGAACCCAUCUAAAAACUAUCUUGGAUAUACUUAUGAUGGAAAACAUGUCUUCCCAGCAACUAAUAACUCGAACCCAAAACAUGUUGGUCGCGAAUGGCAAUAUGGAAACUGGUUAUCUUUCAAAGGACAUUGGGGUGAUCAACAACUCCCCGAUGAUGACAAGAGACAAACUUACUCAUUCAUUGGAGGACACAAAUACAUCAACGGCCCCACGGGGCCUCUAAUGAAGAAUUUACUUAGAGUUGUACCCUGUGAACGAGCCAAAUGGUGGAAUUUUUGGAGUGGAUGCAAUGUUAGACAAAAUAUUAAAUGGGGAGUAGGCAUAGAAAGUGAAGGAUACAAUUGUGGUAACUUGUUUGUUAAAGUUCGUCCUAGAUGGCUAAAAACAAUUUUACAAAAAGUCACUUGGGGUGGUGGGUUUUGUUAUAUCGUGGAUUUGUUAUAUGGUUAA
This is a messenger RNA of Lodderomyces orthopsilosis Co 90-125, 1320 nucleotides long. RefSeq lists its product as uncharacterized. The transcript has a single exon. The record is from RefSeq and is a predicted model, not a curated record. Lineage: Eukaryota; Fungi; Ascomycota; Pichiomycetes; Serinales; Debaryomycetaceae. The coding region runs from base 1 to 1320 and encodes 439 amino acids.